AUGGAGGCCGCCGUGGUGAGCUCCACCGAGGGCGUGGUGGGGAUCCUCCUGCGCAAGCUCGGUGGCUUCCUCUCCGACAAGUACGUCCUCCUCAGCGGCGUCCGCCACGAGAUCCAGGAGCUGAAGGACGACCUCGAGAGCAUGAACGCCUGCCUCCGUGACCUCGCCGCCGCCGGCGACGGCUACGACCAGACCGAGCAGACGAGGACGUGGAUGAAGCAAGUGAGGGAGGUGGCGUACGACGCCGAGGACUGCAUCGACGGAUUCUGGCGCCACAGCCGCCGCGGCCGCCAUUUCCGCGACGAGGGCCUCGUCGCCGGCUGGCUGCGGAGGACGGUGAUCCGGCCGCUGGAGACGCUGCGGGCGAUGCACAAGCUGGCCGUGGAGGUCCAGAUCCUCAAGGCCCGCGCGCUCAAGGUGAGCGAGCGGAGGCUGAGGUACAGGCUGGAGGCGCCGGCGCCGGCGCCGCCCAUUCCCAAGACCGUUGGCUCCUGCGCCGUCGACUCCUCCCCCGGCCGCUGGCGCUACGACGACGACCUCGACCGCCGGUUGCCGGCGCUCAACAUCGACGAGUCCCGCCUCGUGGGCGUCCGCAGCAAGACGAAGGCCAUCCUCAGUCUGCUGGAGGACGGCGGCGGCCACCCGGCCCGCCGGAAGGUGGUCUCCAUCGUCGGCUUCGGCGGCCUGGGCAAGACGACGCUGGCGGCGACGGUGUACAACAGCCCGACGGUGCAGGGGAUCCAGCACCGGGCGUUCGUGACGGUGUCCCGGAACUGCGACCUCCGCGCGCUGCUGGAAUCGUUGCUGAAGCAGCUCGUCCAGACGCCAUUGAUGAUGAGAGAUCCACGGAAAUGCGGCCAAGAAACAGCCGGCGGCGCCGGCGACCAUGACCCGCUCAGAGGAGUCGAAACCUGGGACAUACCACAGCUCAUCACGCAAUGCAGUUUUCAAUUGGACGGCAAAAGGUACUUCAUUGUUUUGGAUGACCUAUGGAAUCUAGCGGAUUGGGCAAAUCUGAAGGUGGCUUUUCCUGAUAAUGACAAGCAAAGUAGAAUACUUAUUACUACACGGGAUCGACAUGUUGCUGAAAAUUGCUGCUCUAGCCUCACCGACCAUGUUCAUGAAAUGGAGCCCUUACCUAUUCAGCAAUCCAGAAAGCUAUUUUUCAACAGAGUGUUUCAGUCAGACGAGUGCCCUCCACAGUACAAAAGCUUGGAGAAGAUCUCCGAGGAUAUCUUGAACAAAUGCAGUGGCUUGCCACUAGCCAUUGUCAGCAUUGGAGGAAUGCUAACUCGAAAGGAGAACAUGACACCGACAGAAUGGAGCAAGAUCUAUGCCAGAUUGGGCUAUGGGCUAGAAACAAAUGCUGAUCUCAAAGGGAUGAGGAGGAUACUCUCUCUGGGUUACCAUGAUCUGCCCUACCAUUUGAAGGCAUGCUUCUUGUAUCUGAGCAUUUUCCGUGAGGGCUACGAGAUCAAGAGAGGGCCCCUAGUGAGGCGAUGGGCGGCUGAGGGCUUCAUCGGUGGCACACGUGAAUGGAAUCCAGAAGAGGCUGCAGAGAAGUACCUUGAUGAGUUUGUCAGUAGAAGCAUUGUCACACCCACUCGAGUUGCUAGCAGCGGCGUGGUCAGGUGCUGCAAGGUCCAUGACAUAAUGCUGGAGGUGGUCACGGCCAAGUGCAUCCAGGAGAACUUCAUCUCCUUCUUUGGGAACAACCGGCAGCAUGAGGACAACCUGAUGGUGGCAUCAACAGUUGGGCAUGACAAGAUCCGACGGUUUUCGGUCCAUGGCACCGGCCAGAAACCCCAUGGCGGUGACAAGGUGCAGGAGCAUUCCAACGAUGAGAAGCCAUCGAGGAGGAAGAGGCAGCUGCGACAGGGUAACUACAAGGAAGAGUGGGGCAUAAACUUGUCGUUUGCUCGUUCUUUGCUGAUGCUUCAAUGCACUGUCAAACCAUUGCCGGCGAUUAGCUUCGCACGCUUGAAGCUCCUAAGGGUGCUGGACCUCGAAGGCUGUCGUUGGCUGAGCGAGCAAGAUCUGCAAGACAUCUACAGGUUGCCCCUUUUGAGAUACCUGAGCCUUAGAGACACCGGUGUUUCAUGGCUGCCGAAAUCAGUAGGGAGGCUGGAAGAACUGAUGACGCUAGACAUAAGGGAAACUCACAUUAGGGUGAUCCCGGAGGCCAUCACCCGGCUUGAAAACCUAAAGCAUCUUCUUGCUGGCAGGUAUAGGCACUACACAAGAACUCGUCGCGUGAAGAUCUUUGAACCGUUAGAAGCCAUGACUCUGCCCAGCGGUCUACGAAGGAUGAGGUCCCUUCAGACAAUUGCCCAUGUCGAUGUCGCAUCGAGCUUCCUUGUGAUGCAUGAGUUGUGUGAGCUACCAUGGCUGACCAAGCUAUGCGCUUUCAACUCCGACUACGGAGGUAACAAAUGGCACUGGUUUGCUAGCUCAUUGAGUAAGUUAAGCAACUCACUACGCCACCUUUCCAUCAUCCAUUGGCGUAAUGGUGACACUGGCCUCGAGGACUUCAUGGAGCUGAGCUCGCCACCCAUCUUCCUUGAGAAGUUCUACCUAUGGGGCAUGCUAAGUGCUCUACCACCAUGGAUCUCACAUCUUAGCAACUUGGUUGACCUUUCGCUCCGAGAGAAUUUCCUGUAUGAUGGGGAGAUGGUCAUGGAGCAGCUAGGGAGGCUUCCUAGCCUUCUUUCUCUCAAGCUAUACCAUCAGUCAUACAUGGGGAGAGAGCUCUACAUCAGAGAAAACCUAUUCCGCAGGCUCAAGCAGCUGAUCUUGGACAACUUGCCCAACCUUAGCAAGCUCAGCUUCCAAGGAGGUGCCCCCGAGCUUGAGAGGCUCACGUUGGCCUUUCUCAAAGAGCCUAUAGAUGGAAUCGUUGGCAUUGAUAAACUCCCGAGGCUCAAGGAGGUUGAAUUCUUUGGCCAUAUUAUUGUUGACUCUGUGGUGGAGGGGAUGGUAGCGGUGUGUAAGACACAUCCAAAUAAGCCAAGAGUUUACAGGGAUGAUCGCCCUAUGGAGGACUCUGAGUCAUCUAGCUGAUU
Molecule: messenger RNA, 3062 nt
Organism: Oryza brachyantha (malo sina)
Lineage: Eukaryota; Viridiplantae; Streptophyta; Magnoliopsida; Poales; Poaceae
Product: disease resistance protein Pik-2-like
Exons: 3
Coding region: 1-3060 (1019 amino acids)
Biological process (GO): defense response to other organism
Molecular function (GO): ADP binding
Source: RefSeq, a predicted model, not a curated record